ACUUGUGAGGGCGACGUUGUCUCUAGGAAUAUAGGCUUAUGGCGUCGAGUGCGAAUGUUAGGGUGUUUUUAAAACUGACUAAUGUAACCAAUGGCUUUAAUCAACGAAGAUGUAUUUCUCAAAGUUGUGCGCUGUACGGUAAAAGAAAUUUCAGAAAGUUCACUAUGCCAAAUAAGCGUGGAACGAAAGAAUAUAAAGCAAAACUGAGUGAACUUGACUUGGUUGACCAUCGAGGAGUUCGGAUGACUGGUUCCAAACAUGAAAUGGCAUUUAAACAGUAUCCAGAAAUGAUACCAGAACUUAUCGUACCUGACUUGACCAACUGUGAGCUUAAGCCAUAUAUUUCUUAUCAAGCACCAGAUGUAACUCAAGGAGAAUUCACUGCUAGAGACUUGUUCAAUGUCAUCUAUUCUAAGAAAAUCAUUGAUGACUAUGAGGCAGGGAAACUGGAUAAUGCUGGUAAUCCUUUAGCACCAUCUGAAGAGGAAAAAAUGACAGCAGAAGAAGCUAAAAUAAAAGCACGUAUGACAGGAAGUGAUAUCUUUUCAGAUGAUGAUGAAACUUUGGUUUCUUCAGAGCAUUAGCAGCAUUGUUGUACUAGAAUAUCAAUGAGUAAUACAGCAUAAUAUUAUGAUCACGUUGAUUAAGUUAAGUGUGUGUCCUCAUCUCUGUUUGUAUUACUUUUUCCAAUGUUUUAUAGUGUCCUUUUAUUUAUCAGUAAAACAAUAAAAAGUAUCUGAGAACAAUUUAAAAGUUGAA
Limulus polyphemus (Atlantic horseshoe crab) is the source of this 759-nucleotide messenger RNA. It is a transcript of the gene mRpL41, whose product is annotated as 39S ribosomal protein L41, mitochondrial-like. The record is from RefSeq and is a predicted model, not a curated record. Lineage: Eukaryota; Metazoa; Arthropoda; Merostomata; Xiphosura; Limulidae. Gene Ontology annotation, cellular component: mitochondrial large ribosomal subunit. The coding region runs from base 39 to 584 and encodes 181 amino acids. The transcript is spliced from 3 exons. Gene Ontology annotation, molecular function: structural constituent of ribosome.